CAAAAUGGACAGAACAAAGGACUAAAAAGGAGGAAAAUUGAAGGGAGAGAGAAAAAAAACCAUGAAACUGUUUUUGUUGUUUUAACAGAACAUUUUUUUAGUCUUUUUUUUCUUCCCCUCUUUUCUUUUGAAAUCAAAAGCAUCGAAUGAGAAAACAUUUCUGCAGAACUCCUUUUUCUCAUAUCUAUUAUGAACAGUCCUCUUUAUUCAAAAUUUUCUUUAGAUUUGAUUUAAUUUCCUGAAAGUUCUAUGGAAUUUAGCGAAAUUUCUUGAAUUUCUAUUUUCUGGUUUUUAUGGAAUGUGCUUCCAUGUUCUUCUUUAUAAUUUCUCGGGGUUUUGAUCUCCAUUCAUUUCAUCUGUGGGGCAAAUCCUUUUUUGCUUUUUGAAUUUUUUUUUUAUUAAUUUGUUUGUAUAUUCACCAAGUUGGGUUUGAAUAUACUGCAUUAUGAUUUUGUUUUUUUGGUUUAUUGUUUUUGAAACAAUUAAAGCUGUGUGAUAAUUCUCUUGCAAAACUUUUCCCACUCAAAGGGAUUUUGGAUUUUGAGUGUUGAAAUAAUAAGUUCUCUUAAUUUCCUUUUCUAAUCCACAAUUGGGUUUACAAAGCAAGUUGACUCAUGGAUCAAAUAAUUGGGAGCAAAUUCAAAAUGGGUCGGAAGAUCGGUGGUGGAUCCUUUGGCGAGCUAUUUCUUGGGGUUAACGUUCAGAAUGGAGAGGAAGUUGGCAUAAAGCUGGAACCUGCAAGGACCAAGCACCCUCAGCUUCACUAUGAAUCUAAAAUUUACAUGCUUCUUCAAGGAGGAACGGGAAUUCCUCAACUUAAGUGGUAUGGUGUUGAGGGUGAGUACAACGUCAUGGUCAUUGACCUUCUAGGGCCAAGUCUUGAGGACUUAUUCAACUACUGCAACAGGAAGUUCUCUUUGAAAACAGUGUUGAUGCUUGCAGAUCAGUUGAUUAACAGAAUCGAGUAUAUGCACUCAAAGGGUUUUCUUCAUCGUGAUAUAAAGCCUGACAACUUUCUAAUGGGUUUAGGACGCAAAGCCAAUCAGGUUUACGUCAUUGACUAUGGGCUCGCAAAAAAGUAUAGGGAUCUUCAAACACACAAGCAUAUACCUUACAGGGAAAAUAAGAACCUCACCGGCACAGCACGAUAUGCUAGUGUGAACACUCACCUUGGAGUUGAACAAAGUAGAAGAGAUGACUUGGAAUCUCUUGGUUAUGUGCUCAUGUAUUUCCUAAGGGGAAGCCUUCCCUGGCAGGGCCUUAAAGGAGGGACAAAGAAACAAAAAUAUGAUAAAAUCAGUGAAAAGAAGAUGUUAACUCCUGUUGAGGUUCUUUGCAAAUCAUAUCCAUCAGAGUUCAUAUCAUACUUCCACUAUUGUCAAUCAUUGCGUUUUGAAGACAAGCCAGAUUAUUCCUAUUUGAAAAGGCUUUUCCGUGACUUAUUUGUUCGAGAAGGCUAUCAUUUUGACUAUAUCUUUGACUGGACUAUACUAAAGUAUCCUCAGAUUGGCUCCAGUUCCAGACAACGGCCGGCUAGUGGGAAACCUGGUACAAAACCACAACAAUCUGUCGAACAAACAGAAAAGGCUCCGGCUCUAGGACAAGACACGCGUGAUAGAUCAUCAGGUGGACCUCAAACAUUCAGCAGAAGACUUGCACCUGGUGCUGGCCAGCAGAGUGACCGCUUCAAGCACAGGACUUCAGAGGAUGCAUCAACAUCCAAGGAUGCUCGAACUCAUUCAGAAAGAGGCCGAACUUCUCGUAAUGGCAAUGUCUCAAAGAAGGCUGUCGCUUCCAGCAGCAGGAUAGGCUCCAUUGUUGCAGGCAGUGAGAGUCGAUCAAGUUGGUUGUUCACAAACAAUAGUCGUCCGUCUACCACCCACAGAAUCCAUUGUGGAGCUGAGGCUAAAGUCUCCCAUGGCACUGCCACAAAGGACACUAAUGAAGAUCAGCUUCGGAGCUUCGACCACCUCAACAUUGGGACGGAUAAGAGCAAGCAAUGAACAUGAGUGCACUGAAUUUGGCUUAAAAUGGUGCUGCUUUGUCCAGGGCAAGUGUUCAUUACGUAAUCACUAAUAAAGUUUAUAUAGCCACAUUACAAUGCAAUUUGCAUAUCAAAGAAUAGACGCAAUAUUUCUCACCGUUCCUCUUGGAUUAUUCUGAUAGUGUAAAUUCAUCCUGAAGAAGAAGCUACUUUUACCCUGAAACUACAGGACAUUGAGGCUUAGUCUUGUAUAGGAUUGCAAUUAUAGGCAGAAGAUAAAAUCUGCAUAUAGCAUUUCUGUUGCAGCUAUCAUAUUAAACAGUGGGAAAUUUUGACUUAUGAUCUUUAUCUGUUGUAAGUAGUAAUAAUAUUAUAUCAUAUUUACCCCUAUGGGAUAUUUUUUCCUAUGUAUUAAAGAAGAGCUGCCUCAAGUGAUGCAAAAUGGGCCUCCAAAUUAUUAGAUUUGGGUAAGAAAUGGAUGCCUACAGUUC
Manihot esculenta (cassava) is the source of this 2475-nucleotide messenger RNA. Its product is annotated as casein kinase 1-like protein 10. Bases 615 to 2003 code for a protein of 462 amino acids. The transcript has 14 exons. NCBI's taxonomy places the organism in Eukaryota, Viridiplantae, Streptophyta, Magnoliopsida, Malpighiales, Euphorbiaceae. Gene Ontology annotation, cellular component: cytoplasm; nucleus. Gene Ontology annotation, biological process: endocytosis; signal transduction; peptidyl-serine phosphorylation. The record is from RefSeq and is a predicted model, not a curated record. Gene Ontology annotation, molecular function: protein serine/threonine kinase activity; ATP binding.